Molecule: messenger RNA, 5756 nt
Organism: Symbiodinium necroappetens
Lineage: Eukaryota; Dinophyceae; Suessiales; Symbiodiniaceae
Source: the annotation of a GenBank genome assembly
AUGGAUCCGUCAGAAGGUUCAGUCCGGGUACUGGUGGACAACAAUGCCUUUACAGUAGAGCAGUUCACCUUUCAGCAUGCCUAUCCCCGUGUUACGGAUUGUGCUGUUCUUGGCUACCAUUGCCAGGAUGUGAUCGCUGUCAUCCCACAUGAGGCAUGGCCGGAUGGGGCUAGACCCACGGCCGUUCUUCUGGACUGCCGUCCGAUCCAACAAGGAUGGGCUCUGUUCCUCGCGGCCGACUGCUUGGUGUCGCAUUCUUCGCUCAUUUAUGAGCUUGACACCUUUGUGCCCAUGGGAUGGCAAGUUCAAAUCGACCCGAUCGAUAUUGAGGAUGGAAAUUUCACCGUUGCACCGGGUACUGUUCUGGUGGUGUCUUAUGUUCCCCAGACUACAGAUGAGGAGUCUUCUCCGGCCCGUCCCUGGCAAGGUUUCCACAGUGACGAUGUUGUGGAUGACUCCUCUAACGAGGACAGUGAGGACAGUGACGGCUCCGAUGGCCUACCCCCCCCCCCUGGUGGUGCAACAUGCUCGGCUGCCCGCUCUCGCAGCCGCUCCCCGCAGACCCGUGCGCAUGACAGCAACGCCCUGAGACUUGGAUGCCUCUGGGGCACAGUCCCGCGGACCCCGUGGUGCUUCAGCUUUGCGGCUUCUUGCGCUUGCGCCCGUUUGACUAUGUGGGUCUUUCUGCUUUACCUUGCUGGCCUGGUCCUAGGCCCUUUCUGGUGGUCUCAGCAUGGACCCUGGUACUUGCUUUUCCGCCUCCUCUGCGUCAUUGGUUGUCUUUCAAAGGGGCCUUUCCGACUUCCACGCUGGCUCACGAUGGCCUUCUUAUUGGGAUGUGGUGCCACGCCGGCCGCAAUUGAUGCCAUGCCGACCUAUCUCUACCCCUUGCCGUUCACGUGUGAAGGCCUUCUUUCUGGCUUCGACACUGGUGGAGGUUCUGAUGGAGCAUUUUGGGUGCGCGCAGCCUUCCUCACCUUGCCUACCAACAAGGGGCAGUCCUCUGCCAAUUUGCCUGCAAGAUAUGCUCCCUGCCCUUUCGGUACGGAUGAUGCCACCCACAAACUCUUCGAGCGUGUCCCUUUUUCCGCUCUGCCGCCUGCCCCUUCGGGCCUUGAUAGGCCCUGGCGAUUCUUCGACUGGAUCACGUGUGGCAACAUCGGUCGCUCUCCUGGACCCGGUGAAGCGCUUGUCAUUACCUCCGAUGGCUCUUAUCGGGCAUGUGAUCAAGCAGCCGGAUGGGGACUCUCUUUCAGCAUCGCCUCGCUUGACUGGCAGGACGUCCCUGGGCAGUUCGUGGGCUGCUUAUGUGGGCCCAUGCAGCCUUUUCUGGCGUAUCUUGGUGAGUCUGGUGCUCCCGACGCCUAUGCUGCUGAGGUCGCUGGCCUCUUAUGGGGUGCGAUUGUUACCUUACAACUCCCCAUUGCUUGCCCUGUGCUUUUCCGUGCCGACAAUGUUUCUGCCUUGCAAGGUGUCCAAGGUACAUGUGGCAUGCGAUCCUCUCCCCUGUGUCUUGCUGCCAGAAGCCUGCAUGCUGCUGUUUCCAUCUGCUUGCCUGCCACCACUGGCUAUGAACAUGUUACGGGUCAUUCGGGCGAUGUUGCAAAUGAGCUUUCGGAUGCUCUGGCGGCCCUCGGUGCCAAUGGUGCUGUUCGCACAUCCCCUUUUGCCUUUGACAUAGACCAUUUUCUUCGAGAUGGCGCUGCAGCCAGCCUGUGGUUACCACACAUUUGCCAAACACGGCGCCAUCCUCGAGAGCUUCCUAUGCUGCGUGGUCAGGUUAUGUCUUGGCCCAUGGUUGAAGGUGUUUGCCGCUUUGAGCCUGAAUACUCCAUGCAGCCCUUUUUACGAGCAUUUCCUCCUGAUGGGGAUCUGCAACCACCCCAGAAGACACGUCGAAACACUUUAUCUGUGUGCCUUGUGUCCUACAACGCUUUGUCGCUUUCUGAUGGAGCUGGCGAGGCCCAGCAGGGCCUGCAUGGAGCCAUUGGACGGCCCACACUUCUCCAGCAAUCCCUCAUUGCACACGAUGUGCAUCUUGCGGGCCUCCAAGAGUGCCGCACCCCCCAGGGGCCAUGUGCUGCUUCCUCUGUCGUUGUGUUCCACACCUCACCGACUGUCCUCAUUGCUGGGGCCACCUUAGGCUUGGUGGACUUCUGUCCGUGGCUUGUGCCACUCCUUUUCUCGCACGGAUGCUCUCUCCUGCAAAAGCGCAAUGGAGCCCUCGACAGGAUCGAACCGGGAAUUACCUCAGGACACGCCUGUGUGGACCACUUUGCAGCUUUCCUGGAGGCACACCUGACUCUGCAACAGCCGUUUUCUAAACAGGGCAGGGCUGCGCGUAUUGACGCGCGUGCAGUGGCAGACCCACAGAAUGCUGGAGCGGUCUCUGCUGUCAUCACUAGUGCUCCUCGGCCAGAGUGGGACAUUGACGCCAGUGAGCAUGCAGCCAUCCUGGUGGAUCACAUUUACCGCGGCUUGGUUGCGCAUUUUCCGCUUCGCCCAAAGCCUAUGCGUGCGCAUUUCUUCUCGGACACCACUGUCGCGCUGCACCGCGCUGUUGCAGCUCUCCGCCAUGCUGUUCGCACCCGAAGCGCGACCCUUCGGCUUACCUUCUUGCGCUGUGCUUGGCAGGCAUGGCGCCAGUCGACAAUGUCAUUCAUGGGCCUCUUUUCUGGCCGUUGGCUCUGGCAGCUAAGGAUGCGCCUUGGCAGCAACUGCAUGCUCCUUCGGCGUUUUGGGCUGCAGCUCAAGCGUGCCUGUCGUGCAGAUAAAGCUGCGCAUUUGACUAGGCUCUCUUCGGAAAUUGCUGACGCACCCACUCGCGAGGUCCAUCAGGCCAUCCAGCGUGUUCUGCGGCCGCGCAAGUUUCGAAAGACAACUGCGGCCCCCCUACCCCGGCUUGACAAACCGGACGGAACGAUUUUCCGAGAUUCCGCCGAAGUCAUGGAUACUUGGCGUGAACAUUUCCGGGUGCUGGAAGGAGGGAUUCAAUCAAGCGCGGAGGAUCUGGUCCUCCAGUGCCGCGGUGUUGCCUGCGACAUCGACGACCAGACCAACUGGGAUGCGGCGCACUUGCCUUCUUGGUUGGCCCUCGAGGCGGCUUUGCGCCACUCGGCUCCUCGGAAGGCCGUUGGACCUGACUUAUUGCCUCCGGCAAUAUGUCGGUUUUUCAGCCCGCAGCUCACGGAGGUGUUCUGGCCCCUCCUCCUUAAAACGGUCUGCCGGAUCCGCGAGCCGGCAGGCCUCAAAGGAGGCGUCCUCUUCCACAUCGACAAGGGCAAGCAGGGGGCUCGAGCGACCUGCGAUGCGCAUCGCGGGAUCCUUGCGCAGUCAUGCCUGUCCAAGGCGUUCCAUCGAUCAUUGCGGGGUCUUAUCAUGAACCACUGGAGCGCCCACGCGCUUCCCCUGCAGCUUGGAGGGCGACCUGGACUUAGCUCUACGUAUGGUCACCUGGCCUCCAGAUCCAUCUUGAGCUUUGCAAGGCGCAACCAGCUCUCUGCCGGCUUGAUCUUCGUGGAUUUGGCCUCCGCGUAUUACGCGGUCAUACGCGAGACGAUUCUCGGUAAGGACCUUGCCAACAGGCCUCUUCAGGAAAUUGCCUCAGCCCUAGGCCUUGAUGACGCCGACCUUCAACGUCUCCGCCACCUUGUCGAGCAGGAGCCUAUCAUGCACCAGCAGGGUGCGAGCCAGUUCCUCAUGGCUUUGACCCGUGAGAUGCACCGACAUACCUGGUUCAUCUUGUCGGAUGACAGCAAGCUCAUUGCUACCCAGCGAGGCACUAGGCCAGGGGGCACGCUUGCGGAUGUGCUUUUCAACAUCCUUUUCGGGCGGGUGUUGUUACGGAGGCAGUCCAGCUCUCUGGCUUCUGCGUUCCCGCGCGUGCCAUGGGAUGGAGUGCGCACGCCUUUCCCUGUGGAUCUUUCGCGUGCGCCGGCCACUCUCAUUUCAGACAUUGUGUAUGCUGAUGAUUUAUGCACUCCGAUUGUAUGUGAGGCCGCAUCUCAAUUGCGUGGCACUGUUUCGGCAGUCACAGCUGACACGUUUGAUGUGCUCACCCCACAUGCUCUGCGACCAAACCUGGGUCCCACUAAGACGUCGGCUUUGGUUUCGCCAGUAGGCACAGGUUCCAGGAAGGUUAGACACGACUUGUUCGUCGGCCUCCGAGGUAAGGUGCCUCUUUGGCCAGAUAGCAAAGGUCUGCUCUGGAUGGACCUCGUCUCGCGCUACCGGCACUUGGGCUCCAUAGUGUGCCACGAUGGCAACAUGUGCCCGGAAGUGAAGCUUCGCCUGGCUCUGGCUGGUGCUGCUUUUCGAGAGGGUCGGAGGAAGCUUUAUGCUUGCAAGCUCAUCCCUUUGGAGCGGCGGGCAACCCUGCUGCGGAGCCAUGUGCUCUCGAUCCUGCUUGCGGGUGCGGGAACUUGGCCAUUCCUCAAUAGUAAAGCUUGGCAUGCUUUUCAGGGUGGGGUGAUAGGCUUGUACCGCCAGUUGUUGGGGCUUAGGGCUACUGGCAAUUGGCAUUGGACUCGCAGCCAGCUCCUCUCCAGGGUUGGGCUCCCUUCACCCGAAGCCCUCCUGCACACUGCCCGACUUCGCCUCCUCUCACAACUUGUCAACACGGCACCGGACCAGAUCUGGGCUUUGAUCGCUUGGAAUCAGGAAUUCCAACAGGGGUUGCGAAGUUCAGGUAACUGGUUCUUUGAUGCCAUGCACACCACUUGCAAGCUUGGCCGCAUUGACCAGGACUGGUUUUCAUGGUCUACCCUCAUCAAGGCGCACCCCGGCCACUGGAAAGGCCUCCUCAAGAGAGCUGAGGCAUGGGAUGUCGAGACACAUCGUCUGCAGGGGAUCUUUGACUCCGCUGUCCGCUCUAUUUGGUCUCCUCUCGUCCCUACCUCGCGUCUUCCAGUUGAAGGUCUGCAUCAUGCAUGCCUUGUCUGUGGGUUGGCCUUCGCCAGCCGCCAACAAUGGGGUGCUCACGCACAGCGAGUGCAUGGGUACCGCAAUGCUGCAACCCGACUGGCAGCCGGUCGCCAAUGCCAAGCUUGUGGCACUGUCUAUGCCUCGGGUUCUCGACUCAAGUCCCACCUCCUUGCCUCGGCUCGAUGCCGUAGCUUCCUGGAGCUGAGUGAUCCUGCCGUUCUGCCGCCACCGCUGCCUGAAAUCAAGGAUCCGCAUUUGCAAGCUCCUUCUGUGCGUGCUACGCAAUGUCCUAUGCUUCCCCCUGCCAGUGAGGAACGUUGCCUGGCUUUGGCGGCGGAACUCUCUCGUCUGAGAUGUGCUACAGACCAGGAAGUUUACGAUACAGUAGCUGCACAUGUGGCCCCGUUGCCAGUCUUGCGACGUACCCUCGAGGUAUGGGCCUCUGACCUGCCUGCUGGCCCCCUGGCUGACAGUGCGUCUGAUGUCUUGCUUGUGUUGACCCCUGAGCUCCUUUGCUCGGAGGUUUGUGGCAAGCUUGAUGGCAAUGUUCCAGCUCCUCCGUUUAUGCCUCGCCUCCAAGCCAUGGGAUUCUGUCCGCGCAAAUUCCCCAGGGAGGUCCUUUGGCACGGCCACCUGGAUUUGGCUUGGAUUGAUCGUUGGCCUCUUGUGCUGGACUUUGUGUGGUUGUGCGGCGGCCCCCUGGCCAUUUUGUGCACCUCCUCACUCCAGGAUCCCUGCCUCUUCGAGGUCGGCAUUCCGGUUCUUUUCAGGGUUGAGGCUAGUGCUGAGCAGCUUGCUCCGCUUUCUUCGUGGCUCCUGGAGCUUGCCGACCU